Molecule: messenger RNA, 1132 nt
Organism: Electrophorus electricus (electric eel)
Lineage: Eukaryota; Metazoa; Chordata; Actinopteri; Gymnotiformes; Gymnotidae
Gene: socs1a
Product: suppressor of cytokine signaling 1a
Biological process (GO): intracellular signal transduction; phosphatidylinositol phosphate biosynthetic process
Cellular component (GO): phosphatidylinositol 3-kinase complex
Molecular function (GO): 1-phosphatidylinositol-3-kinase regulator activity
Source: RefSeq, a predicted model, not a curated record
ACUCGGUGGUUAGAGAGAUACGAAAGUCAGUAAUGAGGGGAGAAGCUCGUACAGGUAGUUUAUGAACUCUGUACCUCGGACGUAACGGUGAAGUAAGUCAAUGGAAGUUCAAGAUUCGUUCAUCUUGGAAUUAGUUCAUGACUCCCGACUGACCCAGUGCGAUACAGACUUGUCGUUCUGCUCUUUAAAACUGCAACCACCAGUUUAACGCAGACUCGGUUGGCCUCAUUUAGAUGAUGUUAAUGAGGCACGCUAUGGAAGACCACAUGGGUUGGUCUUCCCUGUAGGAUGGUGGCACACAGCUCAGUGGAUGAUAGCUCAGGCACAGCAGACCGCAGAGAGCUGGUUUCCCCGAGGCACACAGCCGCUAGGCCUGAGACCCACUUCCGGUCCUUCAGGAAUGAGGCUGAAUUCAAGAUCAUCGUUGAGACCACCUCUAUGCUAGAGGAGAGCGGCUUCUACUGGGGCCCCAUGACUGUGGAGGAGGCCCAUCGCAGACUAAAGAAAGAGCCACUGGGCACCUUUCUGAUCCGGGACAGCCAGCAAAAGGACGUUUUCUUCACGCUUAGUUAUAAGUCACCCAACGGCCCAGCCAGUAUCCGGAUUAUCUUCCAGGGCUCCUGCUUCAGCCUGGCCGGCAGCAAGGAGUCCUUCGACUCCUUGUUCAAGCUGCUGGAACACUACACCAGCUCAGCCAAGAAGAGCCUUGGGCAGCCGUACCGGAGAGUGCGCGUGCAGAGCCUGCAAGAGCUGUGUCGAAGGCAGAUCAUGGAGACGUGCGGUGGCGAGAAGGCUAUCGACAGCAUCCCCGUCAUCCCUGCCAUGAAAACUUUCCUCCGCUCCUUCCCAUAUCGGUUGUGAAGUCCUGACGGACGGCAUUAAAGGAUAUGGGAUAUGCUUGGGAUACUUGACAUACUCCGCAUGGCCUCGUGACAUAUUCCAUAUGGCCUCGUGGUGUAAAGCAGGCACUUUGUAGCACAAUUCUGAAAGUUAGACUUGAACACUCUGCAAUGAAAGUUUACAUUGACCAUGAAUGUUUACACUAUACAGGGAGCUUGGAUUCCUGUGUCUAUAUUUUUGCUAUGCAAAAAUAGGAGCUAUGCAAAACUCCUAUAUCAUUAUUUUUAUAUUA